Messenger RNA from Salmo salar (Atlantic salmon), 2119 nucleotides. It is a transcript of the gene pdia2, whose product is annotated as protein disulfide isomerase family A, member 2. Gene Ontology annotation, cellular component: endoplasmic reticulum. Lineage: Eukaryota; Metazoa; Chordata; Actinopteri; Salmoniformes; Salmonidae. The record is from RefSeq and is a predicted model, not a curated record. Gene Ontology annotation, biological process: response to endoplasmic reticulum stress; protein folding. Gene Ontology annotation, molecular function: protein disulfide isomerase activity.
GGAGAGACAGCAGAGACAGGAGAGACAGCAGAGACAGGAGAGAUAGCAUAGUGUGGAGAGACAGGAGGGACAGGAGAGACAGGAGAGACAGCAUAGUGGGGAGAGACAGGAUAGUGUGGAGAGACAGCAUAGUGUGGAGAGACAGCAUAGUGUGGAGAGACAGCAUAGUGUGGAGAGACAGGAGAGUGUGGAGAGACAGCAUAGUGUGUGACCAGUGGCGAGGACAGUUUGCGACGAGGGGUUUUUAUUCUCCAUCAACAUCGUCGCCAUGCGGUUCUGUGUGGUUCUAGCAGCCGUGGUUCUGGUUCUCCGCGUGUCCUGGACACAGACGGCGGAGGACACCAGCCCAGAACAGACCGACGCAGCGGAACAAGAGACGGACCUGGAGAAGAAAGAGAAAACCACUGAGAUAGAAGAGGAGAAGAACGUGAUGGUCCUGCACAUUAAUAACUUCCAAAGGGCCCUGAGUGAAAACAAGUUCCUGCUGGUUGAGUUCUAUGCUCCGUGGUGUGGUCACUGUCGUCAGUUAGAGCCGGUGUACGCGGAGGCAGCGAGGGUGUUGAAGGGAGAGAGAGAGGAGGAGAGAGGAGAGGAGGAGGGAUUCGGUCUGGCUAAAGUGGACGCUGUCGAGGAGAAUCAACUGGCCGAAGAGUUCGAUGUCGGAAGUUUCCCGACCAUCAAACUGUUCACCGACGGAGACAGAAACAACCCCGUCGACUUCACUGGGAAGAGGACAGUGCAGGGUAUUGUUCAGUGGAUGAAGAGGCGUUCAGGUCCCGUUGCCGUGGCGUUAGAGACUACUGACGCCGCUGCAGAACACAUCAACCUUCACAACGUGACAGUGCUGGGGUUCUUCACCAGUCUGGAGAGUGAGGAGGCCAAGGUGUUCUAUAGUGUUGCCAUGGAGAUGGUUGACAUGGAGUUCGGGGUGACAACCAGUCCAGAGGUCUUCCAGAAAUAUGAAAUAGAGAACAACAGAGUGGUGCUGUUCAAGAAGUUUGACGAGGGCAGGGUAGACCUGUCUGUGUCUGAGGAGGUGAAGGUGGGUGAAGAGGAGCUGACUGUCUUCAUCAGGACCAACAGUCUGGAGCUGGUCAUAGAGUUCAACGAGCAGAAUGCGGAUAAGAUCUUUGGUUCGAAGAUUCACAGUCACAGCCUCCUCUUCAUUAACUCUACAGUGCAGGAGCAGAAGAACCUUCUGCCUGAAUACAGGACCGCGGCCAAGGACUUCAAGGGCAAGGUAUUGUUCAUCAUUAUAGAUGUAACGGGACCAGUCAGUCAUGUCCUGAAGUACUUCGGUCUUUCCGAGGGCGACGCCCCCGCUGUACGCAUCAUCAACACCGACACCACCAAGAAGUUCGCUCUGAUUGGACAGAUAACGGCCGCCACGCUCCAAACGUUCUGUCAGGGAGUUCUGGACGGAAACGUGAAGUCUCAUCUGCUGAGCGAGGAGGUACCAGAGGACUGGGAUAAAGGACCCGUUAAAGUUCUGGUCGGGAAGAACUUUGAGGCUGUCGCCCUAGAGAACAACAAGAACGUCUUCGUAGAGUUCUAUGCCCCAUGGUGUGGUCACUGUAAGGAACUGGCUCCAGUCUGGGAGAAGCUGGCAGAGAAGUAUGCUGACCGGGAUGACAUCAUCAUUGCCAAGAUGGAUGCCACGACCAAUGAGGUGGAGGGAGUGUCGGUGUCUGGAUUCCCUACGCUACGGUACUACCCUGCUGGAGAAGACAGCAAGGUGGUAGAAUACAGCGGGACCAGAGACUUGGAGACGUUUGCUAUGUUCCUGGACAAUGGAGGACAGCUUCCGAAGGCGGAAGAGGAGGAGGAUGAUGGUGAUGAAGAGGAGGUGAAGGAUGAUGAAGAGGAUGUGAAGGAUGAUGAAGAGGACGAUGAAGAGGAGGUGAAGGAUGAUGAAGAGGAUGUGAAGGAUGAUGAAGAGGCUGUGAAGGAUGAUGAAGAGGACGAUGAAGAGGAGGUCACCGAUGAGUCAUCGCCACCGCCAGCCAAUGAGACGUCUAAAGACGAGCUGUAAAGUCAGAGGAUCGAACCAAUCAAAAGGAGUUUAUUGGUUUCUAUGGUUUCUCUUUCGGUUUAAUAAUAAAAGUGAUUUGAUUCUGAA